AUGGGCAGACGAGCUGUUUCGCCUACCGCUUCCGAGAAUGGCUUCGAACUCUCGAAUGCCUUGUUUGGAGGAGCUGGUUUAGACUCGGACGACGACACCACACUCGCCGGAUUCGAACAACCCAAACCCGCUGCCAUCGAUGCUUCUGGAGGUGCUGGACUCGACGACGAUAGCGAUGGUGACGAACUAUACAUUGCUGCGCAGCAGGCUGCCAACAACAGAAAGACGAAGGACUUGACAGGAAAGACAAUCAAGAAGGGAGGAGGUUUCCAGUCCAUGGGCCUGAACGGACACCUGCUCAAGGCCAUCACUCGCAAGGGAUUUUCAGUACCUACUCCCAUUCAGCGCAAGACCAUUCCCGUCAUUCUCGAUGGUCAAGAUGUUGUUGGUAUGGCGAGAACUGGUUCCGGAAAGACGGCUGCUUUCGUCAUUCCUAUGAUCGAGAAGCUGAAGUCACACAGCGCAAAGGUUGGAGCAAGAGCCGUCAUCCUGUCGCCGUCGCGUGAACUCGCCUUGCAAACACUCAAGGUUGUUAAAGAGAUGGGCAAGGGGACAGACCUCAGGACAAUCUUGCUGGUUGGUGGUGACAGUCUCGAGGAGCAGUUCUCGUCCAUGGCCUCAAACCCGGAUAUCAUUAUUGCCACCCCUGGUCGUUUCGAGCAUUUGAAGAUUGAGAUGAACCUGGACUUGUCCUCGAUCAAGUACAUUGUUUUCGACGAAGCCGAUCGCCUGUUCGAGAUGGGUUUCGCUGCACAGCUGGCCGAGAUUAUGGUUGCUCUGCCUCCUAACAGACAGACUCUCCUGUUCUCUGCCACUCUACCUAGAUCAUUGGUCGAAUUUGCUCGUGCUGGUCUUCAGGAGCCCAAACUUAUCCGUCUUGACGCCGAAACAAAGAUCUCGCCUGAUCUUCAAACCGCCUACUUCUCCAUCAACACUCAAGAAAAGGAGGGUGCCCUUGUACACAUUCUGAGAGACGUCAUCAAGAUGCCCAGCGGUCCCACGGAAAGAACAAAGCAGGCCAAGGAAGACAGCAUGAAGUCCAAGAAGCGCAAGCGUCCCGAUGGUCCUGGCGCCAACGAAACUCCCACCGAACACUCUACUAUUGUCUUUGCUGCUACAAAGCAUCACGUCGAAUAUCUCUACAACCUUCUCAGCCAACUCGGCUACGCUGUUUCCUAUGUCUAUGGUGCAUUGGACCAAACCGCCAGAAAGAUCCAAAUCCAGGAAUUCAGAUCUGGUCUAACAAAUAUCCUUGUUGUCACUGAUGUUGCUGCUCGUGGUGUUGAUAUUCCCAUUCUGGCCAACGUUAUCAACUACGAUUUCCCUUCGCAACCAAAGAUCUUUGUUCAUCGUGUCGGUCGUACUGCUCGUGCUGGCAAAAAGGGUUGGGCCUACAGUCUGGUCACGCAGAAAGAUUUGCCAUACCUGCUCGAUCUCCAGCUCUUCCUGAGUCGCAAACUGGUUCUUGGAAGAGAGCUCACCGACGAGAUCAACUACGCUGAUCAGGUCGUUCUGGGAACGCUUGUCAGAGCUCCUCUCGAGAUUUGUGUUGAAGAAGUCGGAAAGCUUGUUGAUGAUGAUGUCGACCUGACCGGCAUCCGCGAUGUUUCCGUCAAAGCUGAAAAGCAAUACGUCCGUACUCGUACCUCAGCCUCUUCUGAGAGUGCAAAGCGCGCCAAGGUUGUCGGCUCCUCUCCUCAUUACUCGGAAAUCCACACUUUGUUCGAGGACGAUUCAGAGGCUAGACACAUGGAGCUGGAAAGAGAGAAAAUGCUUGCUCGCGUAAGCGGAUUCCGACCUCCGGAAACAAUUUUCGAGGUCGGCAAACGCGGCAAUACUAACGAGGCCACCGAGAUCAUGAGAAACAGACGCGCCAAAAUCCAGCCUCGUAAACAGCUCGAGAAGGCUGCAGAGAUGGAGGAAAUGGAUGAAGACACCGCAGUCUUUGAUAACGAUGACGAUGACCUACCUGAAGGUGAUGUCGAUGUUGACCUCGAUGAAGCAUCUGAAGACGAGCUCGAAAUUACUUUCUCGCAACCCGAGAAGAAGAAGACAAAAACAUCAGGCGCAGGACAGGACUCGGAGUUUUUCAUGUCUUACACGCCACAAAAUAUCAACAUGGCCGAAGACCGCGGCUACGGCGUCCAUUCGGGCACGGAUGGAGGACGUAAUACUCACUUCUUGGAUGACGCCCGCGGAGCUACUAUGGACUUAGCAAACGAUGACACAAAGGCUUUCGGUGCUCCCAGCAAGGCUGGCGGUCAACGUUGGGACAGCAAGAGCAGGAAAUACGUGUCCCGCGCCAACGACGAGGAUGGCUCCAAGGGUGCAAAGAUGAUUACAGGUGAGAGCGGUCUCAAGAUCGCCGCCUCAUUCCGCAGUGGUCGCUUCGACAGAUGGCGAAAGGACAACAAACUCGAUGUUCUUCCUCGUGUGGGAGAGCUUGAGCGUCCGGGUAACAGAAAUGGCCGUGACAACCAACGCUUCAAGCACAACAUGGUCAAAGCACCCAAGGACGCCGACAAGUACAGAGACGACUACCACAAGCAAAAAGCAAAGGUGGAUGCAGCAAAAGAGAAGCGCGUUGGCAGAUUCGAAAGCGGACCUGGAAAGAGCGAGCUCAGAGGUGUUGACGACGUGCACAAGCUCAGACAAGAAGCGCAGAAACGCCAGGACAAGAAUGCUCGACCGCAAGGGUCAAGCAGUCGUGGCCGCGGCGGUGGCGGACGCGGUGGGCGCGGAGGCCCGAGCAGUCGAGGAUCCAGUCGAGGAGGAGGAUCGAGCCGAGGCGGCUUCGGAGAUCGUGGUUCUUCUUCAGGAGGAGGUAGAGGUGGGCGUGGUGGUGGCCGAGGAGGCGGCGGGCGUGGCGGAGGAAGAGGCAGAGGGGGCAGAAGCUAG
Molecule: messenger RNA, 2898 nt
Organism: Aureobasidium namibiae CBS 147.97
Lineage: Eukaryota; Fungi; Ascomycota; Dothideomycetes; Dothideales; Saccotheciaceae
Product: ATP-dependent RNA helicase dbp10
Exons: 2
Coding region: 1-2898 (965 amino acids)
Cellular component (GO): nucleus
Molecular function (GO): RNA binding; ATP binding; RNA helicase activity
Source: RefSeq, a predicted model, not a curated record